This is a messenger RNA of Rhipicephalus microplus (southern cattle tick), 306 nucleotides long. RefSeq names its product early growth response protein 1-like. NCBI's taxonomy places the organism in Eukaryota, Metazoa, Arthropoda, Arachnida, Ixodida, Ixodidae. The record is from RefSeq and is a predicted model, not a curated record.
AUGCGUCACACAGGAGAGCGACCACAUGGAUGCCACCUAUGCCCCCAGAGCUUUACACUAAAGGGUAAUCUGAAAGUCCACCUACGCACUCACACGGGUGAACGGCCAUAUCAAUGCCCCAUAUGCCUCAAGAGCUUCAGUAUAAAGAAAACUUUAUCUCAACACGUGCGCAUUCAUACGGGUGAGCGUCCGUAUCAAUGCCACGUAUGCCUCAAGACCUUUUCAGGCAAUGGUAAUCUGAAAGUCCACCUACGCACUCACACGGGUGAACGGCCAUAUCAGUGCUCCAUAUGCCUCAAGAGCUUC